This is a messenger RNA of Mesocricetus auratus (golden hamster), 988 nucleotides long. RefSeq names its product TPD52 like 3 (gene Tpd52l3). The coding region runs from base 158 to 874 and encodes 238 amino acids. Gene Ontology annotation, cellular component: cytoplasm. The record is from RefSeq and is a predicted model, not a curated record. NCBI's taxonomy places the organism in Eukaryota, Metazoa, Chordata, Mammalia, Rodentia, Cricetidae. The transcript has a single exon.
CUGCAAUGGAGAGAAGUGCUGGAUGACUGGCAGCCCUUUGGACCGGAAGUCCCUCCUCUGGCUUCCACCUCCCCCACAUCCAACCCCUACCAACCGGAAGUGGAUCCUCACCUAAAGCAUCCACUUCUCUCGCAAGGACAUAGACUCACUAGCCAGCAUGAGUUUUGCUGCCCAAGAUAUGGACCCGUCUCACCUAGACUCCUAUCCCACUGGCGAGAAUUCUGAGCCUGCAGGCCUAGACUGCAGCUCCACCAGCGCCAACUACUUCUCCACAAACCAAGGCCUAGACUCUCUCUACCAAGAGCUGGACCUGGACUCCCUGGAUGAAGACGUGUCCCUGUCUGUCCCAGAUGCCAUGGCAGAGCCCUCUGUAUCCACAUAUGAAUCCUGUCCAGCUUCAGAACUAGACUUGACAGAGGCUGAACAAAUAGAGCUCAAAUCUGAGCUCACUAAAUUGGAGGAAGAGAUCCUAACGUUACGCAGCGUGCUGGCUGCCAAAGAGAAGCGAUGUGGGGAACUCAGGAGGAAGUUAGGAUGCAUGGCCUUGGUGGGACUGAGGCACAGUCUGUCCAUGAGCUGGCAUGAUGUCCAGGCCUCCAACACCUGCAUGAAGCAAAAGACUUCAUCUGCCCUAUCCUCGGUGGGCUCUGCCAUCUGCAGGAAGCUUGAAGACGUGAAGAAGUCGUCCACCUUCAGGUCUCUUGAGGGGCUGAUGGAGACAGUCAAGUCAAGAGUUGCAGGGGGCAAAGAGCUUGGCAGUGUCCUUCUUUCUUCACCAGCGAGUGGCAGUGAGCCACAAUCAGUUCCAGGGAGUGGCUAUGAAACGAUUCCGGGGCUCGGAGAUCAACUGCUUUCUGUCCUGAAGCCAGAGUAAGGCCUUUUUUGGCCUUGCUUGACUGCCAAACCAGUACAGAAAUCCUCUUCCAUUAACACACUUGCCAAACAAAACAAUCAAGCAACCAACAAUGGUAAAGCUAUUAUAAUUCUG